GCCAUAAACCCAACCAAGUAGUUCACGCAUCCUAUCACACUGAAAACAACAACCUAAUUAAUAAGAUCUAAGAAUGUGGAGUUAGUUGACUUGUUUUCCCUUGACCAAUUCUACCCAUGCCAAAAUCCGGCAAUCGCCCAACCUCAUCUUCUUGUUUGCCAUGAAUCACCUCCAACUAUGUUUUUCUUCAUCAACAAAUACCUCAAAACCAAUUCAAAAGUCACCAAGAAGCACCAGUCUGAGAUGUCAUCUGGCUGCAUAUCUGCGGAUGCUCCUCAAGCUUGCAUCCGGGGCUGCUGUCUUGCUCUGGUCGAAACCAGUCACCAUAACAAACGCCUAAGCAACGCCAAGACAGUAAACACAACAACAACAACAACAACAACAAAAGCAUCACGCUCAGACUUCGUCACCACCACGGUCACUCUUCUCAUGUCCAACACCUUCUUCACCAACCAUGAAUCCCUCCCAACAAUCUCUGACGCCUUCUCUAAUUUUAUCUCUACUUAUCCCCAAUAUACAAACACUGAGCAAGCUGAUCACAUUAGAGACUAUGAGUAUUAUCAUCUAUCUUCUCAUACUUGUCUUGACUAUACGGGCCAUUGCCUUUUCUCGCAUGCUCAAUUAUUGCCCACAGCUUCAUCCAUUCAUGCACCCGUCAGAGUGCCGUCCUUUGCUAUCUCCUACAAGUCUGCCAGCCUCAAGUCUCAAGUCCUCUACGGUGAUCAAGAAUCAGCAAUGGAAUCGAGCAUUAGAAAGCGAAUUAUGAGAUUCCUGAAUAUCGCCGAAGAUGAAUAUAGCAUGGUCUGCGUCGCAAACAGGACUAGUGCAUUCAAGAUCUUGGCUGAGUAUUACCCCUUCCACACCAACAAGAGGUUGCUAACUGUCUAUGAUUAUGAAAGUGAAGCCGUGAAUGUUAUGAUAGAGAGCGCUCAAAAAAAGGGAGCUAAGAUUGUCUCCGCUAGUUUUUCAUGGCCUAAUUUGAGGAUCAACACAGGAAAAUUGAAGAAGUUGGUGAUCAAGAAGAAGAAGAUGAAGAAUGGACUUAUGGUUUUCCCUCUUCAGUCAAGAAUGACUGGUGCCCGAUACCCGUAUUUGUGGAUGAGCUUGGCUCAGCAGAAUGGUUGGCAUGUUGUUUUAGAUGCUAGUGCUCUUGGGCCGAAAGAUAUGGAUACUCUCGGUUUGUCUUUGAUUCAACCAGAGUUCAUAAUUUGUUCUUUUUUCAAGGUUUUUGGAGAGAAUCCUUCUGGUUUUGCAGCCUUGUUUAUCAAGAAAACAAUUACUAGUGUGUUGGAGACUUCGGUUGUUGGUAGGAGUAUCGGUAUAGUUCGAAUAAUUCCAACGAAAGCAGGGUCUCAGAUUUCUGAGGAAUUCUCUGGAAAUGAGUCUGAGUAUUCACAGGUCCCAAGUUCAUUGUCUGGUCCUGAAUCUAGCCAUGCUCAUUGUGAUCUGAAGCAGAAGCAAGUUGAGGUGUUUGAGAUUGGAGAGACUUCUGAGAUUCAAGGUUCAAAACCCCGAGAAGAAGAAGAUGAUGAUGAAAUUGUUGAGUUGGAGAGUGAUGAUUAUGUUCAGGAAUCAAGUGUUAAUAAGACUUGUGGUAAUGAGAGAACACCGUAUUCAGAGAUUGAACUUAGAGGACUUGAUCAUGCAGAUUCUAUUGGAUUGCCACUCAUUACUGGCAGAUUGAGAUACAUUGUAAAUUGGUUAGUGAAUGCAUUAAUGAAACUCCGGCACCCGAAUUCUGAUAGAGGGCAGCCUUUAGUUCAACUAUAUGGUCCUAGGAUAAAGUUCGACAGAGCACCUGCAGUUGCAUUCAAUGUGUUUGAUUGGAAAGGGGAAAAGGUUGAUCCUACACUUGUCCAGAAACUUGCUGACCGAAGUAGCAUUUCUCUGAGUUGUGGAUUUCUACAGAACAUAUGGUUUUCUGAUAAAUACGAAGAAGAUAAGAAUGUAUUGCUGGAGAGGAGAGUUUGCGAGGUGACCAUUGCAGGUAAUAAGAGAAGAGAGACAAUUGAUUUGGGUAUAACUGUUGUCAAUGCUUCCCUCGGUUUCUUAUCGAAUUUCGAAGAUGCAUAUAGGCUUUGGGCUUUUGUGGCCAAGUUCUUGGAUGCUGAUUUUGUCGAGAAGGAGAGAUGGAGAUACAUGGCUCUUAAUCAGAAGAUGAUUGAGGUAUAGAAUUUCAUUCUUCCCUUACAGAGAUUUAGCUCUUGCUUACAGUUUCAGGCUGAUGGUAAUUCAGAUAUCUUUCAGCAUAUCAUGUUUGUGUGCUGACUGUGGAUGUAGAGAUUUGUUUAUUCUUUAUCAAUCAAACUUUUAAAUCAUUGUAAUUCAAAACUUUUGAUGUUACAACAGAAAAGAAGAAUGAAAGUUGCCGAACUAUUUGUCAA
This is a messenger RNA of Dioscorea cayenensis subsp. rotundata (Guinea yam), 2384 nucleotides long. RefSeq lists its product as uncharacterized. The transcript has a single exon. The record is from RefSeq and is a predicted model, not a curated record. The coding region runs from base 178 to 2172 and encodes 664 amino acids. NCBI's taxonomy places the organism in Eukaryota, Viridiplantae, Streptophyta, Magnoliopsida, Dioscoreales, Dioscoreaceae.